AUGACUAUCUUAAGAGGCUUUGUACGUGGCUACCGACGGCUCGUGGCCACGCUCGUGGCGCCACAGAGCUGUCCGAUCUGUCUGGAGGUUGUCCCGGUGCUGGAGCUACGCGACGUUGAGGGCAGAGACAACGAGGAGGCGCAUGUCAAGCUACAGUGUCGCCACCGCUUUUGUGCUGCAUGUAUGCGGAGGUACAUUGAGAUGAAGAUCCAGGCGCGCCAAGUCGAUGAAGAUCAUCUCGUGUGUCCCGUGGUGACCUGUAAGCAGCGGAUCAAAGAGGACGCGAUCCUGCGCGUUGUGGGGCAGGACGGAACGGCUCGGUAUCGGGUGGUGUUGAAGCGCCAGCAAGAUGAGAAGAACCCGAGCGCGCGGUGGUGUCCACGACCAGGUUGUGACGAGCUCGUUGUCUGUGAAGACACGGCCAACUUUACUUGUCCGAAAUGCGAGACCGUGGGCUGCUUUCGUUGUCGGGGCUAUGCGCAUUGGUUCUGGUUCUGCCGCGGUGAGGAAGACAAAUCGUAUCUGGCCUGGGAAGCAUCAGUCGGAAAGCAGAGAGCAGUGCGGGCAUGUCCUCACUGCCAGAUGCGAAUCUGGAAGAACGAAGGGUGCAACCACAUGACGUGCACGCGGUGUCGGUUCGAGUACUGCUGGGUCUGCGACAGCACGUGGGAUGCCAGUCACUAUGCAUGCUACGACCUGCCAUUUGUAAAGGCCUCCACUGCUUGGGGCCGUCGAUUGCAGCGUACGUUGGGGUAUGCGUCCAUUGGAUUGAUCGUGGCCGUGAUCUCGGCGUUUGGCUUCUAUACCUUCGUGGCCGGCUACGUAUUGUUCUGCGCCAUGGUGCACGCCACUCGUUUAGCUCGGCGCCACUUUGAAAAUGUCGCCGCCGUUGCCAGUUGA
Peronospora matthiolae is the source of this 900-nucleotide messenger RNA. The record is from the annotation of a GenBank genome assembly. Lineage: Eukaryota; Oomycota; Peronosporomycetes; Peronosporales; Peronosporaceae.